This is a messenger RNA of Trichoderma reesei QM6a, 1536 nucleotides long. RefSeq lists its product as uncharacterized. NCBI's taxonomy places the organism in Eukaryota, Fungi, Ascomycota, Sordariomycetes, Hypocreales, Hypocreaceae. The coding region runs from base 1 to 1536 and encodes 511 amino acids. The transcript has 4 exons. The record is from RefSeq and is a predicted model, not a curated record.
AUGAAGUUUGAAGGCAUCAACCUUUUGGAUGUACCACUCGUCUGUGGCCUAUUGUCCGAUAUCGAGCUCGAAGUCACAUCCCAGCAUGACGCAACGAGCCUUCUGGAGGGUCUCAAAGCUGGUGCUUGGUCCGUUGAACAGGUAACCAUAGCUUUCUGUAAGCGGGCGGCUGUUGCUCAGCAGUUGGUGAACUGUCUGACGGAAAUAUUCUUCGACGAAGCCAUUGAACGUGCUCGCCAGCUCGAUAGACAACGACUCGCUUGUGUGAACACCGAGUUACUUCCACCGCUCUUCGGCUUGCCCGUGUCGCUCAAGGAUACUUUUGCAGUCAAGGGACAUGAUACGUCGACUGGCUUAGCUUGUUAUGUCAAUGAGCCGGCGGGGGAACAUAGUGCUAUUGCUGCGAUGCUUCUCGACCUUGGCGCCAUCCUUUACUGCAAGACCAAUGUUCCGCAAUCCGUCAUGACCGGAGACAGUGACAACCAUGUCUUUGGCAGGACACUCAAUCCGCGAAACGUCUCUUUCACGGCGGGUGGUAGCACUGGUGGUGAGGGUGCACUACUUGCCCUUAGAGGAAGUAUUCUUGGGAUCGGUACCGAUAUAUCUGGAAGCAUUCGUGUCCCGUGCGUCUGUAACGGAACUUAUGGGAUGAGACCGAGUGUAGGACUCGUUCCUCAUGGCGGUACGCGUGAACUGACAGUACCUGGGACAGAUGGGGUACGUUCGACCGUGGGGCCGUUGGCAACCACGCUCCGAGAUUGCGCCCUCUUUCUCAGGACAGUCAUGCAGGCAGGGACAUGGCGAUAUGACAGCAACGUCGUAUCACUACCAUGGAAGAAUGUAAAGCGUAAGGAGAGACUGCGCAUUGGUCUAGUUGAAGAUGAUGGUGUUUACACUCCGGUUCCACCGGUAAGGAGGGGUUUGAAGAAGGCAGGCGAUCUGCUUCGCAUGAGCGAGCAGGUCGAGAUUGUUCCGUUGACUUUACCGAAUGUCCAAGACCAUUACGAAGAUCUUCUCAGUUAUUUCACUCUAUCCGGAAGCGAGCACUACCUCGAACAGUUCAGCCGAACAAGCGAGCCAUUGGUACCAUCGUUGGCAGCGAUUGGCCUCUUGUCGAAACCGGCGUCGACCCUUGAGAGCUUUUUUGCUCUGAACGUACGCCGAGCUGAAGCUACAAGGACGUAUCUUCGACUCUUCCUCGAGAACCAGCUGGAUGCGAUUCUGAUGCCCGCAGCUCCCCAUACUGCUCUGCCUUGGGAUACUUGGACUAGCGCCACGUAUACUGGGUUAUGGAGCUAUCUUGACUAUCCAGCGGUCGUGAUCCCCGUCGAUGUGGUGGCAGCUUCAGACUUGAUGGAUGAUCCUGGCAGAGCGAAAUAUGGGCCAAAUGACACGGAGCUCUAUCAACUGUAUACAGGACCCGAGCGAUACGAGGGCCUUCCGAUCGCGGUCCAAAUUAUAGGGUACCGACACCAAGACGAGGAGUUGAUUGCGACGGCGGAGAUGCUGGACUCAAUCAUCAAUGGCGAACCGUAA